This is a messenger RNA of Trichobilharzia szidati, 1161 nucleotides long. NCBI's taxonomy places the organism in Eukaryota, Metazoa, Platyhelminthes, Trematoda, Strigeidida, Schistosomatidae. The record is from the annotation of a GenBank genome assembly.
AGGAAACUUGGACAUUACAAUUCUGUAGGAGUGUGGCAGAUUUAAACCUUUGUGGGACUCAAGGUCAAAAUGAAGUCCCUCAAUCCCUUUGAUGAUGAACCUUCCAGCUUAUCUCCGUACGCACAAUCAGGAACCACAGAACGUUUUCCUGACUUCCGACGUAACGUGGAAGGAACAUCUGGCACUCUUCAAUGUCAAAUAUCAGACAGUCAGUCACGAACGAAAGCAAGUCAACAGCGGGCACUGGCCAGUAUUUAUAAUUCUGAACAAAUCGGUGUUUCGGCAGCUCAUGAGCUUGUUGAACAGGGCGAGAAAUUAAGUCGCGCAGAGCAAAAACUCGAGGAAAUUAGUGAAUUACAGAAAGAUAGUCAAAAGAAAAUCAACACAUUGUCAAGUGUCUUUGGUGGAUUUAGAAAUAUUUUUUCACGCAGGCAGUCACAGCCUGUUACUCAAGGACCGUCUGCUUCAGUGGACAAGAUGACAGAUAAUAAAAAUCCCGGUAAUCUGAGACAAUCCAUUCAAUGUGGUUCUUCAUGGGGUGAGCAGUACACAAGUACAUUGCAGAAAACUGUAAUGGAAACCAAUGGUGCUCCAAAAUCUUCAGACAUUGAAUUCGAGAAUAAUUUAUCGUUAAUGGGUGAUGGCAUGUCUCGACUGAAGAGUCUUGCUCAAGGUAUGAAUGAUGAAUUAAGAAUUCAAAAUGAACAACUUGAUCGUAUGGCGCCUAAAAUUCACCGAGUAACAGAUACUAUGUCAAAUCAAAAUCGUCAAAUGAAUAAAUUAUUAGGAAUUCGACCGAAAUAAACUGUUCACAUUUUGAUUUCAUUCACUUUUUAUCCUUCCACGUGUAUUUCUUUUCUAUGGAACACUUAAAAUAAGGCAGAAAUGUGAAUGGAUUAGUCUUUCUCUUAUGUUUUCUCCUUAUUUUUAUUCCAAUACUUCUAUUUCAUUAUUUUUAUUGUCAAAGAUUUUUAACUGUGUACACACAAUCGAUUAUCUUAUGAUUGACUACUGUUUGAUUUUUUUAACGCUCUGAUCGCAGAAAAUUUUCAAAAUAUUCUUCUCAUUUUAAUAUUGGCUAACUUUAGACAGAUGGGUCAGAGAUAUUCAAUUUGUUGUUGGUUAAUAUCAAAGCAAUAAUAUAAACAUUUUAAGACACAA